This is a messenger RNA of Bicyclus anynana (squinting bush brown), 3080 nucleotides long. RefSeq lists its product as uncharacterized. The coding region runs from base 589 to 2160 and encodes 523 amino acids. The transcript has 2 exons. Gene Ontology annotation, biological process: SCF-dependent proteasomal ubiquitin-dependent protein catabolic process. The record is from RefSeq and is a predicted model, not a curated record. Lineage: Eukaryota; Metazoa; Arthropoda; Insecta; Lepidoptera; Nymphalidae. Gene Ontology annotation, cellular component: SCF ubiquitin ligase complex.
CCUGUUUAUCGUCUUAUUGCCACGGGAACGGGAACUACGCGGGUAAAACCGCGGGUCGUCGGUUUUUUUAUACGUUCAAAACAGUAUAAUAGGUAACUAUUUUCUUUCACCUUUUAGGUACCUUAGUACCUACCUACCCUUUCAGAUUUAAAAUUCAGAUUUUACACUAAAAAAAUAUAAUCAUGUCUAAAUCAUAUUUUAUAGUAGUAAUAGCCUAGGUACCUACUAUGCAAUCCACUGAUGAACGAGUCUAGUAGCUACGCUGUCGUACAAAAGAAAAAGACGAAUUAUAAAAACUCAAGGUAAAUCUAGCUAAAGCAGUAGUCUGUAGAAACCACACAGGCGUACCUACCUACUUAUAGGUACACAUAUAUAAAGCACCUACGUAGUAUCUACGUACUCCAGAGUCGGUAGAUAGCAUUCGUCUAUUCUGUGGCUCUGGAUGUGAUAUAAAUAGAGCUGUGUGAUGUCCGAUUUUCGUACAUGCAAGUAUUAGAUAGAUAAAACACAUCGCCUACAAUUUUCAUUAAAACAAGGUUGAAUUCGCGUAAUAAUCCUAUUCAUUAAUUAAGAAGAUUUACGUAAGGUAUGGCGAGGUUUAAAGAGGUAAAAACUCUCGAAUGUUUGGCCUUAACGAAGCUCGGAGAAUGGAUUGCAAAGCAAGCAGAAAGCCAAAUGCAAUUUACUACAGCACUUUCCCAACAACACCCUAACCAAGCGCAGAUAACAUUAAACCAGAAUAUUGAAAAUAUCCGCCGUUAUAUAGAUUUCCAUGUUCCGUGGAUGCUUCAUGAUAAGUUAGUUAGUGAAGCUAUAAAAGCAUUGUCUGAUUUGUUAGAAAAGACAAAGAAUUCUUUGGGAUUUCGAGGCUCCAUGACUAAGUUUGUUAGCCAGAUGAAUGUUAUUGUGAAAAUGACUGAAGUUUUGUUUACGCAAAAUUUUACUUAUGUUUCAAUCGAUAUUAUACCAAAGAUGAUGCGCUCAAUAUUCUAUACUAAACUUCACAUGUUGACAGGCCUCAUAUAUUUGAACCUAGGCUCUCUGUCCGGCGGCUGGAAAACGUCUGACAUGGAAGAAUCAAUAAUAAUGGCUUUAAAGGAGUUACACCACCUCAAAUAUCUCAUUAUAAAUUACGAUUGUACAGAUAAUAUAUUAAGGUGUAUAGUAAAAAAUUGUACAAAAUUAACAAAAUUAGAUGUAUCGUGCUCAAAAUCUAUAACUAAUGAAAGUAUAAACGUCAUUAGUAAAUUAAAAGCAUUGAAGUCCGUUCAGUUGUAUCAUACAUUUGUUACAUGGGAAGGGUUUGUUAAUUUAUUGAUCAAUAGUCAUAACUUAGAAGACAUCGGCAGAUGUGACGAAAUAGGCAAAGUUCUGGAAUUCAUACAUAUUAAUUGUCCAGAAACCUGUCCGUUCAACUUAAAAAUCUACGUAAGUCGAUACGCUACCAGUUACCACCUGCAACUAGCAGUAGCAAUGUGCCCGAACAUUUGCAGUAUGACUGUGUUUCACAACACUUUGCAAAGUGACCUAAUGGUACUAAUCGAAUUAAAGAAUUUGUAUGAUUUAAAACUAUUAUCAUGCGAUUUUUAUGCUGACCAAAUAAAACAAGUACUUCAAGUAAAAGGUUGUAACCUUCUCAAGUUACACCUUGAACAUGUCGAUCAAAUUGAUUUGAAUGCCCUAAUGUAUAUAAGUCAAAUGUGUCCUUUACUUGAAAGUUUGACUUUUUAUAAUUGCACUUUAAUUCAACAUACAUCUUUGUAUACCAAAAAAUUGGAAAUAUUGCCCUUCAGAAAUUUGAAAAGGCUGACGUGCGUUUCAACAUUUACAGACGAGCAAUUGUUAUUUUUAUUGACAAAUUGCGUUAAUGUUGAAUUCAUCCAAGUGGGGACAGCUAUUCAACUUACGGAUGAAUUUAUGUUCAAGUUAUUGGAAAAUAAUCCGUUGAUAUAUUUAAAAGAAUUACGAAUUAUGCAAUCUGACUUUUUAACGAUAUUAUCGGUAGAAAAAAUUAUUCAGAGUUGUAUGAGCUUAGAAAUAUUAGUAGAAUUAGAGAGUUGGUCUUUAAUAACAGAAAGUGAUAGAGAAUAUAUUAGAAACUAUAUAAAAAUCAACAACUUUAAUGUUGACACAACUCCAAUACGGAGAUACGAUGCUUAACUUCGAAUUGAAAUACCUACCCUUAUUGAGUAGAUACUCGAAAAGGUAUUUAUCUAUACUACAUAAUACAAUAUCUUAUAGAGGAAAGAUUUAAUUGUUUGCAUUGAAUAGGCUCUGAAACUACUGACCCGAUUCGAAAAAUUCUUUUACCAAUGGAAAGCUACAUUAUCAAGGAGAUAAUAAUAGGGUAUAUUUUUAUCCGUAUUCCAGCGGGAAUGGGAACUACGCGGGUAAAACCGCGGAAUUCUGCUAGUGUGUUUAUAAAAUGGAAGGUUGCAUGCCGCCAUCUUGCUGCGGAGUACCGCUUUUUUAAUCUGUAAAAUGUAAAACACCGAAGUACUUACUAGAAUGAAAACAUUACCACCUGACUUGAUAAAGAAUUAGAAAUGUCCGCGUGCGAAGAAAUAAACGCAUUUCGCACAGAUAAAAAAAAUAUAAAUGUCUCAAAAAUAAUAAUCAAAAAUGUACGAACAAAUCAAGUUUCAUAUCAAUAGUGUCAAAAAUGAAUAAGAUAAAGAACAAUUUACGUAAAACGACUUUACUUUCAAUUUUUUUUUAUAUUAAUUUUAAUAAACAAUUUAUAAAUAAUUUAAAUUUAUAGGAUUAAAGUUCAUUAAUUAAAAUAUUUUAUGAAUUAAUAUUUUAGAAAAAUUUAUAGUCAUAUACAUAUUAAAUGUAGUUUUAGCUGAAACGAUUACGUAUUUCGUGCGAUUUGCGUUGCAGGCCCCAUUAGUCAUUUCGGCUGUUAUGUGGGAACCUAUGAAUAUGAGUAGGUAUAACAAUGAUAUUUUAUAGUAUAGAUAGGACACGUGCCUACAAAAUCACCUCAAAAAGUGAUCGGAAUUUAGCUACUCCACUAAGCUGUUGCGGUCCGCCGUAGCGGCGUGUCAUUUUAAUAAUUUUGGCAAUAAAUGUUAAAA